Molecule: messenger RNA, 3986 nt
Organism: Exophiala dermatitidis NIH/UT8656
Lineage: Eukaryota; Fungi; Ascomycota; Eurotiomycetes; Chaetothyriales; Herpotrichiellaceae
Product: acyl-CoA oxidase
Exons: 1
Coding region: 1530-3635 (701 amino acids)
Biological process (GO): lipid homeostasis; fatty acid beta-oxidation using acyl-CoA oxidase
Cellular component (GO): peroxisome
Molecular function (GO): FAD binding; acyl-CoA oxidase activity; fatty acid binding
Source: RefSeq, a predicted model, not a curated record
CUCGCGCAGCCUCGCAACAUCCGGGGAUCUCCUGCCGCACGUGACAGAAUUCAUUGCGGCAAAGGUUCGGUUAUCUGCGCCGAGACUGGACGUUGUAGUACACAACAUCCGAGUCUGGGAUAUCGCUGUGGUAUCGCACAGUCUAGACAAAGGACAUUCAAUAUUGCAGUGAGGGGGGGGGGGGGCCCCAACCAGCGUAGCGACCAGAAACCUCCUCGGUUAGGGGAGCCCCGUAUUAUAUUCGAGGUGGCGAGACCAAGCACAAUUCAUCAAAGUAUAUCCACAGACCUGAAUAUGCGGGUGCCAGUUUUUAAUUUGGGUUGUCAUCAGUGUUGUCUUUACAGGGUAAACGAAGGUUGCAGAGAAAAUCCCUCCUAACCCGGACGUGCUCGCCACUGCAUCCUUUGGUUCUAAACCACAUACAAGCACAGUGUUAUCCGAAGUACUGUUUUCUUUUCAGCGACUGUUCCUUCGAUAUUUGAUCCCAAUGCCUCAAGAAUCCUAUUUAGCUCGUCUCCUCCGAGUCUGGGCCAAUAGCAGUCAUGGUCUCGGGAAAGUUUGGAAUCGGCUGGUUGUGCCGAUUAUGAAGGGCAACAAGUUGAGCGCUGAGGGAGGUCUCUGUAGCAUUUUGAAGGCGUGCAAUAUUGUUAUGAUCCCUAAUACUGGUUAGCGAGAAAGAAGACUGGUAGAUGGGACAUCAUACUGCGAAUCUAGACGUCCAUCGAUUCCAUCAACAUGUUGAGUAAGACCAUCCACACGUUGAGUGAGAGCUAAAGAACUUCUCUCACCAUCUGACACCAACGAAAUGGCCCAUACAACCUUGUGGACCGAACUCGAAUACUAGUGUUGAUUUCGUUGAGAGCGUCGAGACUGGCAGCGCUUUGUGUAAACGCUGGAAGUUGUUUACAUUUCUGCUCUUCUUUGUGCAACGAGGUUGAAAUCUGGAAGGGGAUGCUGGUGACUUUGGUCCAUACUUGACUAUGAUAGUAAAGAGUUGUGGCUGAAAGACUAUCGAAGACGGAUGUCAAGCAUGGCCAGACUCAGAUGUAUUGCAGGAAAAGUUAUCGACGUUUUUGGCACCUGCCGCCUACACGCCCGGGGACCUAUAUCUUCCUGCGACAUUACAUCCUCUUUACAACUUUGACUCUUACACACCGUCCCAGUACCCAUACAGCCGGCUUGCAUUCCCGGCAACGACUUUACAGUGGUAGUAGAAAGGUUCAGGUUGAUAAAGAACCCUUACGCACGAAGUCAAGCUGCCGAACCCGCGAAGGGCUCCUCUACUCCGCAACAGGAAUAGUCGCACUCCAGGUACCGAGGCAUUUCUAACCUUCAAGGCGUCAUGUCAUCAACGUUCAAUCACACUCGCUCGGCCUGCGACACCGGACUCGACUGGCACUGGGAUGUAUUAAAGGUUCUAUGCCUCCGUUCUCCGUCUUCUGACGGUGCUUGUAAUUCUCCAGAGGCAUUCAUCCGACCUGAAGUCACCCUUGACCCUUCCUCGUUCGUCUAAUUCAAAGCCUCUAGCCAUGCCUUCCAAUCCGGACUGGGUCAAGGCCCUGAAGCCUUCGGGGCCGCAGGGCUCAGAGCUGCUCGCACAAGAGAGAGCAAAGUCGACCCUCAAUGUCGAUCAGCUGGCCAACUUCAUGUUCACACGGGAGAACCUUGAGAGAAACGAACGGAUUUUGAAGAUCUUGUUGGCAGAUCCAGUCUUCGACAAGUCCCAGAACUACUUCCGCGGUCGAACUGAGAGGAUAGAGGCGGCAUUGGCCAGAGGAAAAAGAUUACAGCAGCUGUCUGUUCAGCACAAAUGGACCAAAGAGGAGUUUCAAGUGGCCAACGACCUCAUUAGCGAGCCUACCCCUUAUGGUCUGCACGCAAGCAUGUUCCUCGUCACUCUGAAGGAACAGGGUACUCCAGAACAGCAUAAACUCUUUCUGGAAAGGGCAGAGGCCUACAAGAUCAUCGGGUGUUAUGCCCAAACCGAGCUUGGACAUGGUUCCAACGUUCGGGGGCUGGAGACUACUGCCACCUGGAACCCCGAAGACAAGACAUUUACCCUCAACUCGCCACAUCUGACCGCGUCGAAGUGGUGGAUCGGCUCUCUCGGAAAGGCUGCCAACCAUGCGGUCGUCAUGGCUCAGCUCUACAUCGACGGAAAGAACUAUGGCCCGCAUCCAUUUGUUGUUCAGAUCCGAGACCUGAAGACCCACGAACCUCUGCCCAACAUCCAUGUUGGGGACAUCGGUCCGAAAUUCGGAUAUAACACCAUGGACAACGGGUUUCUCCUGCUCAAGAGCGUUAAGAUCCCUCAUGUGAACAUGCUUGCGCGAUUCUCGCGGGUGGACCCCAAUACCAACAAAUACGUCCGGCCGUCGAACCCAUCACUCGUCUACGGCACGCUGACCUACAUUCGAAGCAACAUCGUCCUGCAAGCAGGCUCGGUCCUCGCUCGUGGUGUUACCAUUGCCACUCGGUACUGUGCCGUCCGGCGGCAGUUUCAGGAUCGAGACGCUCCGGAGACUGAAGUCGGAGAAAACCAAGUCCUCAACUACACCAUGGUGCAGAUUCGCCUGCUGCCUCUUCUGGCAGCUACGUUUGCACUGCACUUCACUGGUAAAGGAAUGAUCAGCCUAUACCAAGAAAACCAGAAACGCAUGAACGGCGACGCCGGCAAGCUGGCCGAUUCCACCGGCAAGCGCGCCCCAGGACCCGAAGAACUCAACCCCGGAACCGACCUGCUUGCCGACCUCCACGCUACCAGUUGUGCGCUGAAGGCCUUGAGCUCCACCACCGCAGCUGAAGGCUUGGAAGUGUGCCGUCGCGCCUGUGGAGGGCACGGGUACAGUUCCUUCUCCGGCAUCGGCAGCUGGUAUGCCGACUACCUCCCCACUGUCACCUGGGAAGGAGACAACUACAUGUUGACGCAACAAGUGAGCCGGUACCUUUUGAAGUCGGCUCGUGCCGUCCUCAAAGGCAACGCGGCCGACAACGACACGACACGGAUCCUCAAAGAAUUCCGACGCCGCCAGGACAUCGGUGCGGCCUUUGACGUGAUCGGCAGCGACAGCGACCUCGUGGCGGCGUUUGCAUGGCGAGUAUCGUUCCUUACCUUUGAGGCUCUCCGCCACCGCGACGAAGACAAGCAAUCGUGGAACUCGUUGCUUGUGGACUUCUGGCGUCUGUCGACCGCCCACGCGCAGUACAUGGUGGUCAAGAACUUCCACGACGCCCUCAACGACUCCAACACCACCAACCAACUGGACCCGGAGACAGUCGGCGUGCUACACAAGCUGUUCCGCCUGUACGCCCUGCACACGCUGGAGCGAGAGGCAUCCGAGUUCUACUCGAGCGCCGCCGUCACCGUGCGCCAAAUCACCCUCGCCCGGACGAAGACGGUUAUGAAACUUCUCGAGGAGAUCCGGCCCCAUGCCUUGCGUCUGGUCGACGCCUGGAAGUUCCCGGAUUGGCAGCUCGACAGCUCCCUGGGUCGCUACGACGGCAAGGUCUAUGAGGACAUGUUCUACCGUGCUAGCGAGUUGAAUCCUCUCAACAGCAUCGUCUUCGAUCCUUAUCCGGAUUCAAAGGUUCUGUUUAAGAAGGACGAGCGUGCCAAUCUGAGAAGCAAGCUGUAAGCUGUAAGUGUGCAGUGUGUUGAAGCUAGCUGUUUGACCGAACCUUUUUUUGGGAUUCCUGGCAAUUGAUGGGUGCUUUGCUUUCGAUAUCGUGGCAAGCAUUGAAUGCUUCAUUUUGAGAGGUGGUCUGUUCUUCGACAUGGUCUUGUUAGCUACUAUACCAGGUAGUUGAUCUGUUCAGGCUUCUGGACCAAAAAAGCAUGUUCCGCAGUGGAUUGGAAUGUCUUGACCUGCAUUUUGUACCUAGCUUUGUAUUUAGGACCCUACCCAUGCUCUAUGUACCAGUCAUAUCAGUACCCGUCUACUAGUACCUAUAACGUAGAAUUUUUCCCCAUGGACUACUUGAUCCUG